AAUCAUUAAAAAAUGUCAGCAAAAGAAUAUGAAGCCGAAGAUGAUUUGUUAGGAUCUAUUUUAAGAAGUAAUAUUUUUAUUAAGUUAGAUGAUGAUUACGAAGAAGUUUUUUCCAAUAAUAACAGUCCUUUGCGUAAUUAAGGGUUUGAAAGCGAUAGUAUUAUUGAAAAUGUAAGAUUAUAAUUAAAGUAUAUUAGGUUUCAACAUCAGAGAAACAAUAUUUCGAUAGUUUUAAUCGAUCAUUCGAGCAUAUGUCAUUAGGAUCUGAUCAAGUCUAAAGUCCAAUGUCUACAAAGGCUAUUUAUCCUUAAUUUCCAUAAAAUCAUUUGAAAUUGUCAAGAUAAGAUGACAAACAGAGUGUAUCAAUUAGUUUUGAUGGACAUUCAUUUUCAACUUAAGAAAGUUCAAUCAAUUGCAGAAAGUUAGGAAAUGAGCACUAUGGAUAUUAGAAUAAAUACCAUAAUCGGCUAGUAGAUUAUUAAGUACCAUAUUCUCCAGGAGUAAUAAGACCACAUGGGAUUUAUUAAUUUGGAUAUACUUAUUAAUAGCCAUAGAAUGGAUUGAGUUUUACUGGGUGUUAAUAAGAGAGACUGCCUUUGAAUGAAAUAAAUGAUGAUAUGCAAUUGACAUAUGAUCUUGUAAGAUUAUAUGUCUAUUUUAAUAGGAUAAUAUGUGUGGGAAUCAAGUAUUGUCUAGAAAAGUUUAGAAGAUAUUUGAAAAUGGUAAACCUGAUUAAAAGGAAUUGAUUUUUAAUAAAGUUGAAAGAUCUUGUGUUUAAUUUUCAAAGGAUGUUUUUGGAAAUUAUGUGAUGUAGAAAAUAUUCGAAAAAGGUAUUUAUUAUAAAUUAUAAAUAUCUUUUAGGAAGUGCAAUUCAAUAGUUGAGAUUAUUUAAUAAAAUUAGACCACAUGCUUAUGAAUUAUCUAAAAAUAACUUUGGAUGUAGAGUUAUCUAAAAGAUAAUUGAAAUCAUUUAAAAUAAUGAGAGUUUAUAAAAUUAAUUCAUUGACUCAAUUAGACUCUAAAUAAAAUCAUUACUUUAUGAUUCAAGCGGCAAUUAUGUAAUACUUAAAUGUUUGGAAGUUUUACAAAGAGAUAAAAUAGAGUUUUUCUUAUAACCAAUUGAAGACUCAACUUUAUUUUUAUGUUCAUCUCAAUAUGGAUGUAAAAUAUUGUUAAAAACUCUUGAAUUGUUUUCUCCAACUCAAACUGAUAAGAUAAUGAACACUUGUUUAUUACAUUAAUAAAAUCUUUGUUAACAAGAGUUUGGAAAUCAUAUCUUAUAAUUUGCCAUCAAGAAUUCUAAUUAUUAACCAUUUGUUGUUAAUUUUGUACUCUCUAACUUUGAAAAAUUGUGUAUGAAUAAAUAUGCUAGUAAUACAGUAGAAAAGGUUGUUGAGGCAUCUACUAAUGAAGUUAAAUAGCAAAUUAUCUCCAUUCUUAUAUCUAAGUCACAACUUAAUGGAUUGUAUUAUUUUUAUAUUUAUUUCUUUAUUAGUAACACAUUUGUGAACUUAUCUGUCAAUCCAUUUGGAAAUUAUGUUAUGAAGAAAAUGAUCAUUAUGUCAAAUCAUAAUAUUUUGUAACCUUUGAUAGACAUUUUGAGAUAAGAUUAAUAUUUGAUCACAGCAAUUAGAUCCUCUGAUUUUGGCUAAAGAAUCUUCUAGCUAAUUGAAAAGACCUUAUUAGUGUACAAAUCAUGAAUAUAAUGAGAUUAUGAUGACAAUAUAAAUAUGAAUAAAAUAUUAG
This is a messenger RNA of Paramecium sonneborni, 1746 nucleotides long. Lineage: Eukaryota; Ciliophora; Oligohymenophorea; Peniculida; Parameciidae. The record is from the annotation of a GenBank genome assembly.